This is a messenger RNA of Yamadazyma jaroonii, 864 nucleotides long. NCBI's taxonomy places the organism in Eukaryota, Fungi, Ascomycota, Pichiomycetes, Serinales, Debaryomycetaceae. The record is from the annotation of a GenBank genome assembly.
AUGCAAUUAUCACCAGCUGAGAGAGAUUAUUUAUAUGAUUCCUUGUGUCUUCAAACUCCUAUAAGGCCCGAUGCCAGGAAUUUAUAUCAAUUUAGACCCCUUGAAGCCAAAACCACUUUUUUACCCGGUUCAAAUGGUUCAGCAAGAUUAAGAAUGGUCGAUGGUGGUGAAUGUAUAGUUAGUAUCAAAUCUAAAGUUGUUAAGAAUGAAAGUGUUAAUAGUUUAUUAGAAUGUGAUAUUGAUAUUCAAGGUCAUAGAGAUGAUUCAAACUUUGUUAGUAACUUGAAAUAUAACUUAACUAACUUGUUAACUAAGAACUUCCCAUUUGAUGCUUUGAGAUUAACCAAGAAGUAUUCAUUUAAAUUAUUCAUUGAUUGUAUUGUUAUAAGUCACACUUCAUAUCCUUUAACUAUAAUAUCAUUAGCUACAUAUUUAGCAUUAAAAACCACAAGAUUACCCCUUUUGGUUAGUGAAAUCGAUGAUGAAGAAGUUGAAGAACAACCUACAUUUUCCGAUGAUUGGGAAGAUUCAAGGUUAUUACAUGAAAUCACAGGCCAAACUUUUCAACCUCCUAUUAUGAUAACUGUCGGGGUUAUAGGGAAAAACCUAUUAUUUGAUCCAUCUUUGGAAGAAGAACAAGUAUUGGAAAAUGGGUUAAUAAUAAGUUUCUAUAAUAAUAAAGCCAUCACCCCAAUUUCCAAUAUGAACCUUGCUUUAAAUGCCAAUAAAGAUAAUUAUAAAGGUAUUGAUCAACUGUUGAUAAUAAGUGCUAUCAAUAUGGUCAAUAAAUACUGUUCUGCUGUUAUUCACGCUUUAGAUACUUUAAUAGAACAAGAUGAUGAAGUAGAUGGUACUAUUUUUUAA